Messenger RNA from Diaporthe batatas, 642 nucleotides. RefSeq lists its product as uncharacterized. The transcript has 3 exons. The coding region runs from base 1 to 642 and encodes 213 amino acids. The record is from RefSeq and is a predicted model, not a curated record. NCBI's taxonomy places the organism in Eukaryota, Fungi, Ascomycota, Sordariomycetes, Diaporthales, Diaporthaceae.
AUGCAGGUACUCGUGCUUGGUCCUCCCCGGACAGGCACCCAAUCACUUGCAGAGGCAUUGUCCCAGCUCGGCAUUCCGGACGUCUACCACAUGCGUGAGGUGGGCAAGAACAAGCACCAGCACCUGUGGAUACGCGCGCUUGAGGACAAUCUUGAGGGGAAAGGGCCCGCUUGGGGCCGGGAUGACUUCGAGAAAAUUCUAGCUGGCUUCCAAGGAGCUGCCGACUUCCCAGCCGCCAUUUUACCCCAGCAGCUGGUAGACGCGUACCCAGAGGCGGCCAUCAUCCUCUCGACAAGGCCUGAGGAUGCCUGGUACGCUUCUAUGAUGUCGACCCUCAUCCACUAUCAUACGAAUGUGUUACCUGGUAGCCCAUCGCCUAUGGCAGCACUUUCCACCAAGUACCAUACCCUGUGUUGGAGCAAUGACUUCGCCACUAAUGGGCGUGACUACUUCAGAAGACACAAUGACAUGGUACGGAGGCUGGGGAAGGGUCGGAGAUUCUUAGAAUGGAGCCCUCCGGACGGGUGGGCACCUCUGUGUGGAUUCUUGGGGGUCCCUGUGCCACAAUCUCCAUUUCCUCAUGCCGAUGACUGGGCCCAGUUUAAGAAGCUUGAUUCUGCUCAGCCUCAGCAUCAGCCUUAA